CUGGCGCAGUUUCUGCGUACCGCAGCUGCACUCAAGAUAAACAAAAUUUUGAUGCCUGCCGUCGUACUGGUCACACGGGAAGAAGUGCAUUGCUGCAGGAGUCGGAACCGAAAGUCCUACCAGGAACCAAACUCUACCCAGGAAACGAACCAUCAGGAAUGGCGGCGUUUGAACUAAUCGCGAACGCCCUAACAGCGCUGCAGGACGCAACACAAGCCCUGAGCAUGAGUUACGACGGAGAUUCUGUGACCUUGGUGAUUGGAAACCGUGUAUACCGGUAUACGAGUCGGACGCUCUAUCUGACAGGCAUCAAGUUAGCACGUUGGCUGGUUGCCUGCACGCUCAGCCUUCUCCGCUUGAUCCUGUUUUUCCCAUCGACGCCCAUCUUCCUGCUUCUCGUACUGGUGCUGCUGAGUUUGGUGUUCCGAAGGUGGUGCUUAGGCGAAGGUGGGCCCCCGGAGGAAACCAGGAUCCCCAGUGUACCACCUCGCAGUCUCACUCGACCUACCAGUGUCGAGGAGGAAGCAUGUCUUUCGCUGGCUAGACGAGUCCGCCGUCAUCUGCGUUGCACCAGACACGACGCCCACCACUGCUUCACAAGGAGGAUCGCCGAGGGUCGCGCCAUGACCGAGCCGGUAGCUGCGAGAGUUAUUCAGCGCUGGGUCCGCGCCAGGUUCCAGCCGUGGGUCCGCGGGCGGGUGGUUUACAGCGCCAGCGCAUCACGCCCUCAGAGGGAGCCAGGCUGGUGGACAGGGAUGCCUGUGCCACGGUCGUCACCAUCGUAGACCAUAACGGCACGUCGACCAUCGGACUCCAGCAUCCCGGCGAUGCUUCCUUGGUGGAAAACCACUUGGAAUAGCACCGACACCGGGUUCGGAGCGCCCGUGGUCGACACCGACUGUGCGACCCCCAGCUUGCGCCGACGUUGGGGAGACGCGACGACUUCCUCUUCGCGUAUUCUUUCCGCAGACCAAAUUGAUGGGCAUUUGCUGGAAGUGUCAGCGUCAGCGGUCUUAGCGAUUGCGGCCUCUCCGCGAGAAGACUAACAGUGACUUUCGGGGGCUGUUGGACUCACGCCGAUACUUAUGCGUAAGAUGGCACGACAAAGCAAAAGCGAAAUUUGCAUAGCGUUGACCAGGACCUCUGGUUACGUUCUCGACAAUAUAAUGAGUACGAAGCACGAAAUGACCGUCUCAUUGUAGGUUAUAA
This is a messenger RNA of Dermacentor andersoni, 1209 nucleotides long. RefSeq lists its product as uncharacterized. Lineage: Eukaryota; Metazoa; Arthropoda; Arachnida; Ixodida; Ixodidae. The record is from RefSeq and is a predicted model, not a curated record.